CAGUCCACGAACCCUACCGUCUAGUGAAAGACAGCUCUCCAUUUCUGGAUCUGUCACGGAGCCUCGGAGUGGCAGAGAACCGUCGGAAACCGAAUACAGAGGCGGAGGAAGGGGUGCAGCUCCAUCAGGCCGAGGUGCCUCGUAGGCCUGCUGUGCAUGGAAGGCGGAGAGGAGCUCUGCUGGGCAGCCGAGCUUUCUAGCAAUGAGGCUUGAACAGUGAAUAACGUUAAACCUUCAAGGAGCGCCCAUGAGCAAACCCCUCCACACAUGUACCCUCAAGGCCUGUAAUGUUUCAGCGGCAAUCCUAAACACAUUGACUUGGAACAGGAGUAAGCCCAACUGAACACAGGGAAACUUGCUUCUGAGAAAACAACCACAGGACUGCACGGUGGCAGAUUAAGAGGGAAGCUUUUUUGUGUCCUUCCAGCAAUCUGAAGUGACGCGGGUGCUCGAAAUGGAGCUCUCAAAUGUCCGGGAAGCUGUUACCCAGCUGAACAUUCAAGGCCCGAUCCUGGCUUUCCAGAACAUUCAUUACUCUGUCAGCACACCUUGGACAUUUCCUUGCAAAGGAGGAGAAGAAAAGGAAGUUCUCAGGGAUGUCAGCGGCAUCAUGAAACCUGGGAUGAAUGCCAUCUUGGGACCAACUGGAAGUGGGAAAACCUCUCUCCUUGAUGUCUUAGCAGGAUGGAAAGACCCCAAAGGGCUUAAAGGUGGACAGAUCUUUAUGGAUGGGAAGUUGGUUGACUCUCACAUUCACCAAUGUUCAGCCUAUGUAGUCCAGGAGGACAUUCUGACCGGAACACUCAGCGUCCGUGAGAACCUCCUGUUCUCUGCCAACCUGCGGCUGCCCCAGAAUAUGAAGAGCAAUGCAGAGAAGGCAGCCAAGGUGGAUGCUGUGAUCCAAGAGCUGGGCCUACAGGACUGUGCAGACACCAAGAUUGGGACAGAAUUCCUGCGUGGUGUUUCAGGGGGUGAGAAGAAACGGUGCAGUAUUGGCAUGGAACUGAUCACUUCUCCUUCCCUGAUCUUUCUGGAUGAGCCAACCACAGGACUGGAUGCUAACACAGCUAAUGCCAUCAUGCAGCUCUUGCACCAACUCUCCAGGAAAGGAAGAACCGUAAUCUUCUCAAUCCAUCAGCCCCGCUACUCCAUCUUCAGGUUGUUUGACCGUCUGACCUUGAUGAACAAAGGGGAAAUCAUCUUUGCCGGAGCAGCAGGAGAAGCCACAACCUAUUUCAACAGCAUUGGGUAUCAGUGUGAACAAUUUAACAAUCCCUUGGACUUUUUUCUGGACGUCAUCAGUGGAGAGGUUAUCCAGUCCCAGCCUGAGGAAAGCUUCAGCAGCAAGAACAAUUGCCGUUUCUCCAGCAACUGCUCCCUUGACAAGAGCCCGCUGUCCAACUAUUAUCAGCGGUCCUCCUAUUAUCAAGAGCUGCAAGAGGAUCUGAAAAGCCUACAGUCAUUUGAGAGCCAUCGCUGUGAAACCAGCUCAUCCAAACCCACUUACGUUACCUCAUUCAUCCACCAGCUGUAUGUUGUGAGCUGCCGAAAUAUGAAGCAACUCCUGAGGAACCCCCAGACCUCCUUUGGACAGCUCAUUUUGGGCGCCGUCUUCUCCUUGUUGGUGGGGCUCAUUUACUACCAAAUACCCGACACAAUGCCUGAAGCUCUACAGAACAGGUUAGGAGCUUUCUUUUUCAUGGUCCUCACUCAGAUCUUUGGGAAUCUGUCUGCCGUGGAGCUCUUCAUCUAUGACAGGAAACUCUUCAUCCACGAGAGCGCCAGGAAUUACUAUAGGACCUCUGCCUACUUUCUAGCCAAAGUGUUUGCUGAUCUUCUUCCCAAUCGUAUAUUCCCUGUGCUGCUGUUCUCUUCCUUGUCAUAUUUCAUGAUGGGUCUCAAACCAGAUGCAGAAGCUUUCUUCCUGCACGUUUUGUCCCUUAGCUUCACUAACCUUGCAGCCGUGAGCCUGGCUUUCUUGGUUAGCGCCAGCGUCAACUCUUUCGCCGUUGCCAACCUCUUGAUCGCCCUUCCAUACGUCUUCAUGAUGGUCUUUGGUGGAUUCCUUGUAAACCUCAAUAGCAUGUUGAACUGGCUGUCUUGGAUCAAAUGGAUCAGUAUCUAUCGAUACGGCAUGAAUGCUCUGACCAUCAAUGAACUUAAAGGGCUAACCUUCUACUUGAAUUCUACCAGGAUUCCUGCAGAGACUUAUAUGGACCAGCAAGACAUUGACUAUAGCACUUGGGGCUUUUGGGAGAACGAUCUGGCCCUCCUCUGUUUGACGUGUGUGUUCCUCUUGUUGGCUUACAUCCAGCUCCGAAGAAUAAACCGCUGGAAAUAGACCACCAUUUUAAUGAUCCAUUAAGACAGCAGCUAGACUGUAUCCUGCUGGAGUCUUCCUCUCUACCUCCUUAUAAAGCUGAGGCUGCAAUCCUAAAUGCACUUACUAGGAAGUACACCCCAAUGAACACACUGGGACUUACUUCAGAGUAAACGUGUGUUAGAUUGCACUGGAAGAAUUCUGUGUCCGCUGUCGUCGUCCCGCCCCAGUUGGUGAUGUUCUGUCAAAUUAACAUCUUGUUUUUAGAGGGAAUCAAAUGAGAAGGUGAAAAUAGGUGUGGUCCUACUCCUGGUGAGGUCUAGAGUAAAAGAACAGGAUAGCAUCCAAUACUUGCACCCAUCUUGAAAAAUACAGGGUUUAAACCAGCCUGCCCCAACCUGCUGUUUCCUCUAGAUGGGUUGGUCCACAAUUCCCAGCAUCCCUCAGCUACCUAGGCUGGCUGAGGGAUUCUGGGAAUUGUAGUCCAACACAUCUAGAGGGCAUAUCUGGUUGGGGAGGGCUGGUUUAUAUAUGUGUUGUGUUGUUUUUGCGACUAUCAAUGUUGACAUUAGUCAGCUCUACUCAUACAUGGUCAAUAGAACGCAAGGAAAAGUUCAGGCCAGGCUCCGGCUUAGUUGUUAAAUUGUGUUAUAAGAGACCCGUCAAUUCCUGGCUUGUUUCUUGUGUGCAUUACCUGCUUGCCCACAUAGCCUGACGCAACUGAUCACUGCUGCAGCAGUAUGCCUUCCUUGCCUCUCUGCUCUUCUAACCAGCAGUUGACUGCCCCUUCCUCCACCUCCUUGCCUUUUGUUAAACAGCUGGUAUGUUUAUAGCAGCUCAGGGCUGUUUUCACAUAAAUGUGCCUUACUUGAUGCCUGCACAAUCAAGAGUUGUUUGCAUAUUUGGACAUCUCCUCACUUCACCUCCAACCCGAUGCUUUUCAGUGGAGUCACUUCACACAUUUGCCUGUCAUUUACCGAGUGUACAGUAAUCAGAUCCAGAGAAAUGAAGUGUCUUAGGUGCAUAUGUGAACAAGGUCAAUGCUAACGAGGUCUCUAAUUCUAGAUUAGAUUUGCUUUUGUGGGGGAAUUCCUGUAAGUACCAUUUGGACAGAUUGGAAAAGCUACUAUGUGUUUUUUUUUGUGGGUAGGGGGAUGCAUUGGGUUGGAUGUAGGAUUUGUCUUCUAUGUACUCUGAUAAUGGAAAACCGUCUUCCCGAUUGCCAGAGGCCACCUUCUCCUCUGUACUACAGCUCACCCCAUUCAGUAGGGUUCCAUGGCCCCCUCCAGGGCUAUAGGGCUGCCAUAGAGAAGAUGGGGCAGGGAAGACUGCUUCCGCCAGCCCAGUGACAUGCACUUAAAUCUGGAUCCAGCCCUUUAUAUUUUACUAAACUCUUCAUAUAUCCUUUUGGUGAGCAUUCUUAAAUGGAGUCAGUAGUGAAUAGGGGAAACAUAUACAGUAAGUCUGAUUUUAUAUAUAUAGCUCCACUGCAAUUUACAAUAACUUCUGAUUAAAGUAGGAGAAGCAGAGCUCCCAGAUUCACAACUGAGGGAACAUUUCUGUUUGCACAUGCCAUUGUAUGCACGGAGCUGUCACUAUCACUGAAGAGAGCAGGAUAGGUUCUGCUCAGGAUAACGCCAUGAUUCUUUUGUGUGCAUGUUACCAUGUGAACAGGAUGCUGGACUAGAUGGACCCCUUGGUCUGAUCCAGCAUGGCUUUUCUUAUGUCCUUAUGCGUCAGACAGGCUUGGGAGGCCCGCUGCUAUGGUGGCUUCAGUCCUUGGAGGACUGCCACAAGUUUCUAUCUUGUCACCUAUGCUUUAUAGUACCUGCAUGAAACCACUAGGGAAAGUCAGCUGGAGGCUUGGGCUCAGGUGUCAUCAGUCUGAAUAGGACACUCAGAUCUUCCUUCCCAUUAACUUGGGAAACUAAGGUGACCAGGAGUGCUUUUUUGCCAGUUUAGGGUAGUAUGCCACCUUAACUGGAGAAGACAGACCUUGCUUCAGUGCUCUAGUGAAAUCUAAGCUGAAUUACUACACUGCAUUUGACGUGGGGAUGCCUUUAAAAAAAUCUGAAAACUUCCACUAGUACCAAAUACAACUGCUCAAGUACCAGUACUAGGUGCUCAGUAGUUAUGUCAUGUGACACCUUUAUUGUACGAGUUGCACUGAUUGCCAGUGCAUUUCUGAGUCCAAUUUUAAGUCCUGGCAUUGGUCUUUAAAACCCUAAUUGGUUUGGAUUCAAGUUACAUGAAGGAGGGGGCCAUAGUUCAAAGGCAGAAUUCAUGCUUUGCACACAGAAGGUCCCAGACUCAACCCACAGUGACUCCUGCCUGAAACCUGCAUAAGCUUCCUGACUAUCCAUGCCACUAGCACUCAGUCCUUUACUGUGCUCACCAGUAAGAGCAAUUAGGCUGGCAGAAAGGAGGGGUAGGGCCUUCUCAGCCAUGUCCCCUCCCCACCCUGUGGAACUCUAUUUCAGUUCAUCUUCACAACAUGCCUUAAACUGGACCCUAAAGAUGCACUUGUUUACCUUGGCCUAUAAUUGAAUUGGGACUCUUAUUGGGGUCGUUGUUUUAAAUGGUGAUUAUAUCCGUCAAUAUUGAUCUUACUAUUGUUUUAUGUUUUGUGGUUUAAAGUUUUGUUGUACACCGCCUUGAGAAUGUUCAUCCUAAACGGCAGCUUAAAUCUUUUAAAUAAAAAGAAAAAAUAUGUAAGACAACAGCACUUUGGCUUUUUUGGAUCCCAGAUCACUUUGCUAAAUGCUGCAGGAGGAGGGGAAGUGAGUGAGUGUGGUUGAGUGACAGGCAGGCCCACCUUCUAAUUCUAGGGCAUGUUUGAUCAUGGGCUCCAACCACUGUGCUUUGGGAGAAGGCAAGGAUAGGAGUGUGAGAUGGCCAUUCUUCUAAUGCCACUACAUUUUACUAUGAAAAAGCCUUAAACUUUUCAGGAACAACCUAUUCUUCUGAGGCUUUGUAGGUUUCUUGCCUGGG
Messenger RNA from Elgaria multicarinata webbii, 5311 nucleotides. Its product is annotated as broad substrate specificity ATP-binding cassette transporter ABCG2-like. NCBI's taxonomy places the organism in Eukaryota, Metazoa, Chordata, Lepidosauria, Squamata, Anguidae. The record is from RefSeq and is a predicted model, not a curated record. Gene Ontology annotation, cellular component: plasma membrane. Gene Ontology annotation, molecular function: ABC-type transporter activity; ATP hydrolysis activity; ATP binding. The coding region runs from base 455 to 2341 and encodes 628 amino acids. The transcript has 16 exons. Gene Ontology annotation, biological process: transmembrane transport.